AUGUUGCCACAAAACUUGUACAAGAUGCCUCUAUCUGUACGAUUUCUAUUGCGAUUUGCUAGGACAAUGCGAGAAGAAAAACCAUUGAAGGUGGCCAUUGAUUCUGGUGUCUUUGGAUAUGAACAAGAAACUUACCUUAACAAAGAUGACAUCAUUGAAUUUUGUUCGAUGGAACCACUGUCUACUGUUUGCAUGACAAUCUACAUGAGACAUCUAUGGUCAUCAUUAAAGAAAGAUCAUAAGGAUAACUUGUAUGGAUUUGCGGAUCCAUCUUCCUUCUCUCAUGAUUCUGGAAAACGAGAUGAAAGAUCGUUUGCGUUGUCAGUAAGAUUAGAGAAAAGCAAGGAACAACAAUUGAUUUUUGCUCCUUACAAUUUUGGGUUUCACUGGGUUAUGGUUGUAAUUAAUCCUUAUAGUGAUAUGGUGUAUUACUUGGACUCUCUUAAUCCUGUUGACAUAGAUCAUGGAUUAAAAGGUGUUAUAGACGUUGCUCUAAGAAUGUUUAAUGCCCAAAAAGGAAGGAAUCGGAAAAAUGCUAUUUGGAAAAUCAUACAGUGUCCUACUCAAGCGGGAAAAGUGGAAUGUGGAUAUUACGUAAUGAGGUUCAUGAAAGCAAUCAUUGAAGAUCCAACCAUAUUAACAAGAAGCAAGUUCAACAACCAAAGUUACAAUCAAGAAGAGAUAGAUGAUGUUCGAGUAGAGUGGGCUGAUCUUGUUGAAACAUUACUCCAAGAUGAUGUAGAAUAGUUUGGUUAGUAUAUUUUGAAAUGUAUAUAUUAAGCUGAGUUUUUGUGCAUGCCCAUGUAAAGUUUAGAUCAGCUAGCUUUUUGUAAGCACUAGAAGUACAUGUAAUGUGAUCUCACCGAGACUUGUGGUUGGCAUGUGUAUUUUGGAUGCCACGAGGCUUGGGAUAAUUUGUACACAUUGCUUGGAAUCUCCAUGACAAAAAUAGUGCGUC
This is a messenger RNA of Rosa rugosa (rugosa rose), 958 nucleotides long. RefSeq lists its product as uncharacterized. The record is from RefSeq and is a predicted model, not a curated record. Gene Ontology annotation, molecular function: cysteine-type peptidase activity. Gene Ontology annotation, biological process: proteolysis. The coding region runs from base 1 to 747 and encodes 248 amino acids. NCBI's taxonomy places the organism in Eukaryota, Viridiplantae, Streptophyta, Magnoliopsida, Rosales, Rosaceae. The transcript has 6 exons.